AUGUCUCCUGCUCUUGCUCACGCCGGUGCUGGCGCUGCCUCCAAGGAUGUCAAGAGGGAAUCCGCGACUGCUCGUCUUCUCGGUUCCGGAACCGCUGGUAUUGCGGAACUCCUCGUCUUCCACCCUGUUGAUACCACGGCGAAGCGUUUGAUGAGCAACCAGACCCGAAUUGCGUCUGCCAGCGCUUUCAACAAGGUCGUCUUUAGGGAGUUCGCCGACGCGCCUGUCGCCCGCAAGUUCACUUCUCUCUUCCCAGGUCUGGGUUACGCCGCUGGAUACAAGGUUCUCCAACGUAUCUACAAGUAUGGUGGUCAGCCAUUCGUUCGCGACUACCUGGCUAAGCACCACGGCUCCGACUUUGAUAAUGCAUUCGGAAAGGGUACUGGCAAGGCUAUCAUGCACGCUACUGCUGGAAGUUUGAUCGGUAUCGGUGAAAUUGUCCUGCUGCCCCUCGACGUGCUCAAGAUCAAGCGCCAGACGAACCCCGAGGCCUUCCGUGGCCGUGGUCUCUUCAAGAUCAUCUCUGACGAGGGUAUGGGACUGUACCGUGGCGCUGGCUGGACUGCGGCUCGGAACGCUCCUGGAUCUUUCGCUCUUUUCGGUGGAUCUGCUUUCGCCAAGGAAUACAUCUACAGCCUCAAGGACUACAACGCUGCUACAUGGGGCCAGAACUUCGUCGCCUCCAUCUGCGGUGCCAGCGCUUCUCUCGUCGUUUCCGCUCCCCUCGACGUGAUCAAGACCCGUAUCCAGAACCGCAACUUUGAGAACCCCGAGUCCGGCUUCCGCAUCGUUUCCAACAUGCUCAAGAACGAGGGCGCCACUUCCUUCUUCAAGGGCCUCACUCCCAAGCUGCUGAUGACGGGACCCAAGCUCGUUUUCAGCUUCUGGCUGGCUCAGACGUUGAUUCCUGCUUUUGGCCAGGUUGUAUAA
Molecule: messenger RNA, 930 nt
Organism: Aspergillus calidoustus
Lineage: Eukaryota; Fungi; Ascomycota; Eurotiomycetes; Eurotiales; Aspergillaceae
Source: the annotation of a GenBank genome assembly